GUGCAGAAUGAAGGUCCCAGGAGAAAGGCUCACGUGGUCUUCUCUGCCCCGUGACGUCACUAGCAGAUGGCAUGGGUACCAGCUCUGGCAGUUGGCAUCAAUGUCACUUUUUAGAGAUCAAUGAGAUAGUGCAGAUACACACAGAUCUAGGCUCCAGGAGACGAUGCGACAUUCAGACUGAAAAGAUUUGGAAGGCAAAAAAUGAAAACUGAUUGUUGAAUGAAAUAAAAAGCUAAGGUAACUUAAGAUUGUAGAACCAUGUUAACACUACCCUUUGAUGAGUCUGUUGUAAUGCCAGAGUCCCAGAUGUGCAGAAAGUUUUCCAGAGAAAGUGAUGACCAAAAGCAAAUUAAGAAUCCAGAAAGCUUUUCAAAGCAGAUCGUGCUCCGAGGCAAGAAUAUUAAAAGGUCUCCUGGAGAAGACACAGAAAAGGAGGAGGAAGAGGAAGAGAGGGAAGAGGAGGAUGAGAACGGUUUGCCAAGGAGAAGGGGCCUUCGGAAAAAAAAGACGAGCAAGAUAAGAAUGGAAAGGAUCAAAUUCAGGCGACAAGAAGCCAAUGCUAGGGAGAGGAACCGGAUGCACGGCCUUAACGACGCGCUGGACAAUUUAAGGAAAGUGGUCCCUUGCUACUCUAAAACACAAAAACUGUCCAAAAUAGAAACUUUAAGACUGGCCAAAAACUACAUUUGGGCUCUUUCUGAAAUCCUGCGAAUCGGCAAGAGACCCGACCUGCUCACGUUCGUCCAAAACUUGUGCAAGGGUCUGUCGCAGCCGACUACAAACUUGGUGGCGGGAUGCCUGCAGCUCAACGCCCGCAGCUUCCUCAUGGGCCAGGCCGGCGACGGUGGCCACCAUGCCAGGUCGCCCUACUCCACCUUCUACCCCCCCUACCACAGCCCUGAGCUCGGCACCCCGCCGGGGCACGGGACUCUCGACAACGCCAAGUCCAUGAAGCCCUACAACUACUGCAGCGCUUACGAGUCCUUCUACGAGAGCACGUCCCCUGAGUGCGCCAGCCCACAGUUUGAAGGUCCCUUAAGUCCUCCCCCAAUUAACUAUAAUGGGAUAUUUUCCCUGAAGCAAGAAGAGAGCUUGGACUAUGGCAAAAAUUACAAUUACGGCAUGCAUUACUGUGCAGUGCCACCCAGGGGUCCCCUUGGGCAGAGCUCCAUGUUCAGGUUGCCCACAGAGAGCCACUUCCCAUACGACUUGCAUCUGCGCAGCCAGUCUCUCACCAUGCAAGAUGAAUUAAAUGCAGUUUUUCAUAAUUAAUGAGGAAAAUGAAAAUAAACAGUGGUCAUUCACCUCCCCAUCUAAUUAAGAGCAAGCAGAUGCUUGGGCACCGUGUAAUUGGCACAACUCUAUUUAACGUGUUUACUAGUUUCUAAAGUGUGUUUCAACUAUUGUGGGGAUUUUCUAUGUAUUAAUAAAUCCUUUUUCUGAUAAGUAUUUUUUCUUUCUUUUAUUUUUUUGUCUGUAAACACUGUGAGAUUCUGUUUCCUUUUUUUUUUCUUUGAUUCCUCCUUUUCUUUUCCUUUUUAUUUUCCCAUUUACUUGAUUUGUUCAGCAGUGUGUCUGAACAAUAUCAUGGAAAUAAAAGCAUACACUGUGUAAAGUCAAUGUCUAUUUUGAUUGUACAGUAAUUAUACAAAUGCAUGUUACUGAAAUCAGAUUAAUAAAAAUGAUGUAUUUAUAAUUGGUAGAAAUUAUAUAUUAUGUAUUUGAGGAGAACUGAACUAAAAAAGAUAUUCAGAACUUUAAAGAAAUUAUCUGAGAACUGAGAUGGGCUUGCAAUAUGCAGAGGUGAGAGUGCAGCAAUAUUGAAAGCUAUGCAAAAAAAAAAAAAGAAGAAAAAAAUGAACAGUUUUUUCGGUUGUUGUUUUUUGGUAAGCUACAGAAAACCAGUGAUCAACACUGAGAUUAUUUAACUUGACCUUUAGAGUGUUGCUGGCAGGGGCCACAUGCUAAUAUUUUAGAAGAUGUUGUCAACAUUUUGCCUCAGUUUUUCUGAUCAUAUAUAAUCAGCACUUUUUUUUUUGUAUUAUUCUGACUUCAGAUGUGAAGGUUUGUUAUAACAAUGUAUAACUGUGGUUUCUCACUACGUAUUUUAAAUGCAAUUAAAUAUAGAUGUUUCCACUUUUAAAAUACAUCUACUAGCUGUGA
This is a messenger RNA of Tinamus guttatus (white-throated tinamou), 2163 nucleotides long. It is a transcript of the gene NEUROD6, whose product is annotated as neuronal differentiation 6. Gene Ontology annotation, biological process: sensory organ development; positive regulation of transcription by RNA polymerase II; nervous system development. NCBI's taxonomy places the organism in Eukaryota, Metazoa, Chordata, Aves, Tinamiformes, Tinamidae. Gene Ontology annotation, cellular component: nucleus. The record is from RefSeq and is a predicted model, not a curated record. Gene Ontology annotation, molecular function: DNA-binding transcription factor activity, RNA polymerase II-specific; E-box binding; protein dimerization activity.